GAGAGCAACAGAGAGACACAUAAAAUUCCUCUCUCAGCUGAAGACUGCCUGAAUACACAGUUUGGUCAACGAGCACAAAAAUAGUCAUGGCUCAAGCUCUGGACAUCGAUCGCUGGAACUUGGAGUGCGAGUUCAACAACACUGACCAUCGCACCGAUCUCAAUGGCAUUGAUCGUCUCAUUGUGAGGAGAGGCCAGCCUUUCUCAAUCAGCCUGUACCUUCGCUCUGGAAGCUACCAGCCAGGAGUCAGCUCACUUGAUUGUGUUGCCGAAACAGGUCCUCAACCCUCUGAACAGUAUGGCACCAGGGCCUCUUUUGGUCUGUCUGCCAGCAUUGACACUUCCCGCUGGAGUGCUGCUGUCACCAGUCCACCCGGAGACAUGGUGACCCUGUCGAUCUGCUCUGCACCAGAUGCGCCUAUAGGCCGCUACACCCUGACCCUGGGGCACUCUGCGAGGAUCGAGUUCAUCCUGCUCUUCAAUCCCUGGUGUCCAGGUGAUGCAGUAUACAUGGACAACGAGGAGAAUUUGGCAGAGUAUGUCUUAGCUCAGGAUGGGAUCAUCUUUCGAGGAGCCUACAAACAUCCCAUACCUACUCCCUGGAAUUAUGGACAGUUUGAAAGUGGAAUCCUGGAUGUCUGCUUGAGGAUUCUCGAUAUGAAUCCUAAAUAUCUGAAAAAUCCUGGCAAGGACUGCUCAGGGAGAAGAAAUCCCAUUUACGUGUCCAGAGUGCUAAGUGCUAUGGUGAAUUGUAAUGAUGACAAAGGGGUGUUGCUGGGAAAAUGGUCAGGCGGCUACGAAGGAGGCGUCAGCCCCAUGUUAUGGAGGGGAAGUGUGGAAAUCCUGCGCAACUGGGACACACAAGCCUGUCAGCCUGUUCGCUAUGGACAGUGCUGGGUGUUUGCUGCAGUGGCCUGCUCAGUUUCCAGAGCCCUGGGCAUCCCCUGCCGAGUUGUGACCAACUAUCUGUCUGCACAUGACACCAACAGCAACCUGGUGAUUGAACGCUAUGUCAAUGAAAAUGGAGAACUCAUUCAAUCCAAAGAAAUGAUCUGGAACUAUCACUGCUGGGUAGAGAACUGGAUGACUAGACCCGACCUUAAACCUGACUUUAAUGGUUGGCAGGCCUAUGACCCCACGCCUCAGGAGAAGAGUGAAGGAGUGUUCUGCUGUGGCCCCAUCCCUGUCAGAGCCAUUAAGGAAGGUGAGCUCACAUUCAAGUACGAUGCACCCUUUGUCUUUGCUGAGGUCAAUGCUGAUGUGAUCACAUUCAUGAAGAAGAAGGAUGGCAGCACAUCGAAAGUUUCUUCCAACGCACUAGUUGGCCAGAAGAUCAGCACCAAGAGUGUGGGCAGUGAUGCCAGAGAGGACAUCACUCAUCUCUACAAAUACCCUGAAGGAUCUGCUGAAGAGCGGGAGGCUUUUAAGAAAGCUGACCACCAAAACAAGCUGCUCCAGCAGCAGCAGAAUCAAGGCCUGCACCUCAAUAUCAAGGUGACAUCAGAUAUGAGGAAGGGCUGUGACUUUGAUGUGUUUGCCGUGGUUACUAACAACACACAAAGUGAGAAGAAGUGCCGCCUGUUGUUUGGAUCUUGCGCGCUGUCCUAUAAUGGGUUUAUGGGAGGGAACUGCGGCUUCAAAGAUCUACUCAAUGUUGAGCUUUCCCCUGGAGGAGAGAGGAAAGUUCCACUAAGGCUGAACUACUCCAAAUACGGUGGUCAGAUCACUGAGGACAACUUAAUCCGUCUGGCAGCUCUGCUGCUGGACUAUACCACUGGAGAUACAACACUGGCAGUGAGAAAUGUUGUACUGGACAACCCUGAAAUCAAAGUCAGGAUCCUGGGAGAACCAAAGGAGAAUCGGAAGCUGGCUGCAGAGAUCACCCUUCAAAACCCUCUGCCAGAGAGACUGGAGAACUGCUGCUUCAGCAUCGAAGGGGCCAACCUGACAGGGGGAGGCAUCAUUACUGAGAGGCUGGGAUCCCCAGUGGGACCUGGGGAAGAUGCCAAGGUGAAAAUCUACUUCACACCCACCCAUUCUGGACUGAGAAAGCUGGUGGUUGACUUUGACAGUAACAAGCUGUGUCAUGUCAAGGGCUACAGAAACGUGAUUAUUGGAAAAUAAAGCCUUUCGAUGUCCGUAAUCCAUUAAAUGGAAUUAUUCUUACUCUUUUUUUCAGACGAGGCAUUUAAAGAUUAGACAAUGAAUCGAGUUUAGUGCCUUUCUGCUCCAGUGCUUUCUUACUGUCUCCUCUCUUGUUUAUUAGGGAUUACUAUGUGGAUGUAUACUUUAGUCUGAGCCCCAAUUUUUUUUUACUGUGAUUUAUGAAUGCUUUGUACUCACUGA
Pelmatolapia mariae (spotted tilapia) is the source of this 2345-nucleotide messenger RNA. It is a transcript of the gene tgm2b, whose product is annotated as transglutaminase 2b. The record is from RefSeq and is a predicted model, not a curated record. Gene Ontology annotation, biological process: peptide cross-linking. Gene Ontology annotation, molecular function: protein-glutamine gamma-glutamyltransferase activity. The transcript is spliced from 13 exons. Gene Ontology annotation, cellular component: mitochondrion. The coding region runs from base 87 to 2123 and encodes 678 amino acids. NCBI's taxonomy places the organism in Eukaryota, Metazoa, Chordata, Actinopteri, Cichliformes, Cichlidae.